AUGACAUCCAACCCGUCUUCCCAUGCACCAAUUGGGGCGGCUCCCGAGGCCACUACCUCCAUCAGUGCGAACGAGAAGACGGCCCAGGACGAUCACGAAGCGCUUCCGCAUGCUUCAGCUGUCGUCGAUGGCCAGGAUGAAGCGAUCGCUAUGGUUGGAGAGCAGACGCGCGCUGUUGAUCCAGUAGUUGCGGCACGAGCCGUGCGAAAAAUCGACCUCUUCCUCAUCCCCAGUAUGAUCCUUGGAUAUGGCCUUGUGUACUACGAUAAGGCUAUCCUUGGAUCUGCCGUCCUCUUUGGCAUGACCACAGACCUCAGCCUCACCGUUGUUGACUCUUCCACCACCCCGCCAACUGUGGACACACGUCGUCUUAGCUGGGCCACCUCUCUCUUCUACUUUGGAAUGUUGGCAGGUCUGUACCCGAUGACAUUUGCUCUCCAGCGCUUCAACAUUGGUCGCGUUCUCGGCGGUGUUGUCAUCCUCUGGUCUGGUAUCUGCAUGCUCACUGCCGCCGUCACCUCCCACCAAGGCCUCUACGUCCAAAGGUUCUUCCUCGGUUUCGUCGAGAGCAUUAUCCCGACCGGUUUCAUGUGCAUUGUCUCUGGUUACUACACCCAGUCGGAGCAGUCUCUCCGCCAGAGCUGGUGGUUCUCCUCCACCGGCCUGUUCACCAUCAUCGGCGGAGGGCUCAACUACGGCUUCGCACAAAUCAAAGGGGGUGGGCUUCACAGCUGGCAGUACAUCUACCUCAUGGCCGGCGCUGUGACUUUCCUCUUUGGUCUGCUGUGCUUUGUCAUUCCCAAUUCUCCCGUGUCCGCCUGGUUCCUUACCAAGGACGAGAAGUUUGCCGCAGUGGAGAGGCUUCGGUACGGACAGACUGGUGUUCGAUGCACCACCUUCAAAAAGUCACAGCUGAAGGAGGCUGUUCUCGAUGUCAAGAUCUGGCUUGUAGCACUGAUGAUGGCUUCGGCAUACACAGUGAAUGGUGCGGUGAGUGGGUUUGGACCUCUGAUCGUUUCCACAUUCGGCUGGUCAACACUCGAUUCAAUUCUCUUCCAAUUUCCCCUGGGUGGCCUAUGCUUCAUAGUCAUUCUUCUCACUGGCUACCUUGGAUCCAAGUUCAACAACAUUCGCAUCUUCAUGCUGGUCUUCACGUGCCUCCCGGUCAUUGCUGGCUGUGCAAUCAUCUGGAAGAGUGAGUGGUCCUACCACGCAGCUGCUCCCGUGGUUGGCUACUCCAUCACUGGUUUCUUCGGCGGCACUGUGAGCCUGAUAAUCACUGUUGGCAUGUCCAAUGUGGCCGGACACACCAAGAAGAGUUUCAUGGCAGCGACCAUCUUUGUGGCCUACUGUGUGGGAAAUAUCGUUGGUCCCCAGCUUAUUUGGAGCGAGACCAAGAAGGACCAUUACCCUGCCUUGUGGACUGGUUUGAUCAUCUGCUAUGUCAUUUGCAUUCUCGCAUCUCUGACCCUUUACGUUGUUCUGCGUAAGGAGAAUAAGAAACGGGAUCAGAUCCCUGUAGACGAGACUGAACGGGCCAAACUAGCAUUCCAAGAUCUCACAGACAAGGAAAACCCGUAUUUCCGUUAUGUCUACUAA
This is a messenger RNA of Clonostachys rhizophaga, 1599 nucleotides long. Lineage: Eukaryota; Fungi; Ascomycota; Sordariomycetes; Hypocreales; Bionectriaceae. The record is from the annotation of a GenBank genome assembly.